GGAUUUCGACAUUUGAUAGAAAGAGAAUGGGUUGGUUUUGGCCAUAAAUUCGCGGAAAGGUCAGGUAUGCAAUUCGGAGACGUUAAUCAAAGGUCGCCGGUGUUCUUACAGUGGUUAGACUGCGUUCAUCACCUGUUGAAGCGCUACCCUUGCUCUUUUCAGUUCAAUGAAACUUACUUGACGAAGCUUGCUCAGCACGCGUAUUCCGGUCUGUUUGGCACGUUCGUCUGUAAUUCAAUGUGUGAACGGUUGAAGCAGAACGUUCUGUCGCGUACGUUUUCCGUCUGGGCUUACCUGAGCUCAAACAGCUUGCAGUUCACGAACGUGUUGUACAGCUGUGACGGUUCGGUGCUGGUGCCAAAUUUCCGGCUGCGCGACGUUGCUGAAGUCUGGCGCACGAUGUAUUAUCCCGUAAACGACCCGUGCCAUGCUCAAAGUGUGGCUGCUGGCCGCGAUUCGACUAUCGCCGUCGACGACAAACAUAUCGACCGAAGCGUCCAGCGUUCGCACUCUUGCGACAGCAUCGCUUCGUCCGGCGGCAUGCUCAACGACCACGGCGCGAAUUGUGCCGGAGUCGGGGGUCAGUUUUCUGUACCACUCCUUCAUCGUACCGGCAGUGAGUCGAACAUGACGCCGCUGUUGAAGUCGUCGAUGUACGACAAUGGCAGCGACGUUGCUCAAGGUGCUGAGGUCGUAAAGGUCGUAGUAACAGGUACGGAUUUGCACAUGAACGGCGAUGCGACGGUCGAUGAAGACGCCAUAGAAACCAUGCGCAAUAUGCUGGACACAGUCAAUUUUGACACCAGGGACUCUACCGCGAAUGAUGCCACAGGGUUGGUCGUCGCAGACCGCAUGUCGAAUGGUAGCGGCGCCCAAUACAACGGGUUAAUGGCUGCAGACUUAGUGAUUGACGAUGGAGAUUUCGAUUUACGUCACCAGGGAGCCCUUGCAUCAGUGACGGACAAAGGUUGUGGUGCCACCGAUUCAGACCGGGUGCUGCCUGGGUACAAAGAUUUGGUUGGCGGCGUUUUCGGCAGCAACUGUGAUACGAGUACGAGUACAACGGACAUAAGCGAUUCAAGCGUAAAGAGGUUCGUGGCCGCUCUCGACAGCAAGUGCCAUGUACAUAACCGCAGGGGCGACCAUGAGGAUAAUGAAAAUGACGAAGAAGAGCUUCUGCCUACCACCAGGCCGCGAUGCGACGUCUAUCUGUCUUCUGUAUCCUUUUCCAAACACGGCGGGGAGCAUCGCAACAGCUACACGUCGAGGACUACGUUCAGCACCGAUGGCAAGCUGCUGCCCCCUGCCAAGCGCCUGAUCGAUGUCGAUGGCCUGAUCAAGAUCGACGAUCCGGUGCAGAGCAAAGUCCGCGACAUCGUCGUCCGUUAUCAUUCGGAGAACUGCUACUCUUCCGCUGACAGGAUUCGAUUCAGUGAUUCUGUCGUUCAGGUUGGGUUCUGUCCGAACACCAGUACGGGCCUGGGCGCGUAUCGUGACUUCGACACCUGA
Soboliphyme baturini is the source of this 1509-nucleotide messenger RNA. The record is from the annotation of a GenBank genome assembly. Lineage: Eukaryota; Metazoa; Nematoda; Enoplea; Dioctophymatida; Soboliphymatidae.